AUGUGGCUCGAGGCCCAAGGAGCAUUGGAAAAAUGGCUGAAAGACUUCAUUUACCGUCUCGAGAACGCAAUUUCAGUUCACCCAGGCCGGGAAAGCCGGACGGUGUGCUUGCCUCUUUUCCCCCACCUUGAAUCCGCACGACUGCAACGGCCCUCGUCCCAGGAACUCAUUAUUAGGUGGGGCAAAUUACUUUUCCAAACGGCUGAUCAUGCAUUUGCCCUGGGAAAUAUGGCAGUCGUCCUUGCUAUGCAUAUUGCUUCAACACAGGCAUUCGAGGACUGCCUUGGCCCACAACAUGGAGCCACCAUAGAAGCCAUGAUAUUGACAGGCCAGGCAUAUGCGCAUUUGGCGCAAUAUAUCGAGGCCGAAAAAUUCUUCCACAAAGCGAUUCUACAUGGGACGGAUGAGUGGACAGUAUUAUGCGCAAAAGCUGAACUGGUGGAAGUCUAUCAAAGUCAAGGCCGACUGGUGGAUGCAGAACUGCAAGCAUUGGACGUUAUUGAAAAAACAACACGAUUAUCCGGUCCUGAACAUGCCAUUUGUCUUAUGAGUAUGGAAAGACUAGCUGGGGUAUACCAGAUUCAGGGUCGAUUAAAAGAAGCUGAUGUCUUGGCGCUUGAAGCGCUAGCGCUACAGACGAGAAGUCGACUGGAAGCUCCAGAUCACGCUGAUAAGGCUCUAGAAUACACUUCUAUGGCGUGUUUAGGGUCGAUCUACCAACAAGCGGGAAAUUUUUUGAUGGCUGAACAGCUUUGUCGCGAAGCCGCCUAUGGCCUCAAAGAAAUCCUCGGUUCCGACAACCCCCUCACCAUAGAAAUUCUGUACUGUCUAGGUGAGAUCUGGUUUAAGCAAGGUCGAAUGGAUGACUACGAAUUGUUGAUCAAUUUCUUACUCCCGAUCUGCACCCGGGUCCUCAGUCUAAAACAUCCCACCACACUCCAUAUAAACAUCGACAAAGCAUUCAUGUAUUCUUGUCGCGGGCAGCUGCAUGAGACUGAAGAGCUAGUUGAAAACAUUCUUCUUGCCCGCCAAGGGGUAUCUGGAUUUGACGGUAGCUCUACAUUAUUGGAAUUGAAGGCAAUUCUUUCUCAAUCGUAUAUGAGAGAUGACCGAUUUUUGGAAGCAGAAGAAUUGGCAACCCAGUGUCUACGUGAAAAGAAAGAAAUCCCUGGUUCUGAUCACCCUGACACUUUGAUAGGCACAGAAUUAUUAGCUUCGAUGUGGAACAUGCAAGGACGAAAAGCAGAUGCCACCAACCUGCUUAUUUAUUGUCUAAAAAGCCGCCUACGCGUACUUCCAGAGGAUCGCGAUGCUAUUGAAAAAGUGCGAAACUUGUUAAGAGCUUGGGCAUUGGAUUCGGGACAUGAAAGCAUUGAUGAGUUAUUAUCACCGAAUGGUGGACAAGAAAACCCCGAGGAUAUCUUUGAGGAUGGUCUAUCCUUGUUGUUUAAUUUUGCUAUGUGA
Penicillium verhagenii is the source of this 1464-nucleotide messenger RNA. Its product is annotated as tetratricopeptide repeat protein. The coding region runs from base 1 to 1464 and encodes 487 amino acids. The record is from RefSeq and is a predicted model, not a curated record. Gene Ontology annotation, molecular function: protein binding. The transcript has a single exon. NCBI's taxonomy places the organism in Eukaryota, Fungi, Ascomycota, Eurotiomycetes, Eurotiales, Aspergillaceae.